AUGGCUGCUUCUUCUCAGUUAAAGUAUAUCGAUAUUGGUAUCAAUUUUACUGAUCCCAUCUACCGGGGUGAAUACCACGGUACCCAACGUCACGAAAAUGAUUUUGAAGAUGUAAUUCAGCGAGCCGUCGAUGCUGGCUGCAAGAAGUUCAUGGUCACUGGCUCAGACCUCGAGGAGUCCAAGCACGCCAUCGAGAUAGCAAAAGCGCAUCCAGGGCUAUGCUAUGCCACUGUAGGCGUACACCCUUGCUCGGCAAAACACUUCGACAAGCACCCCGGUGGCCCCUCCGAGCUUCUUUCUGCCCUUAAAGCCUUGGCCAUUGAAGCCAAGGAAGCAGGCCAUGCGGUUGCGUUUGGAGAAAUAGGACUCGACUAUGACCGUCUCUUUCUGACGCCAAAGGAGCCGCAGCUCAAGUACUUUGAAGCGCAGCUGGAAAUCGCUAUUGAAGUGCAGUUGCCACUCUUCCUCCAUUCGCGUGCUGCGAGCGAGGACUUUGAGAGGCUCCUGACUGCCAAGCUUGAUCAGCUACCGAAAAGAGGUCUUGUGCAUAGCUUCACUGGAACAGUAGAAGAAAUGCAGCGGCUUGUGGAGCUAGGCUUCGACAUUGGUGUUAAUGGAUGUAGCAUGAAGACGGACGAAAAUAUCUCAGUUGUCAAACAAAUUCCACUGGAGCGUCUGCAGAUUGAAACAGACGGCCCAUGGUGCGAGAUGCGACCCAGCCAUGCAUCGGCUAAGUUCCUCACAGACGCACCCCCUUUGCCAAAGGCAGUCAAGAAGGAGAAGUGGGCCAAAGGCAUGAUGGUCAAGGGGCGAAAUGAGCCAGCUACAAUUCCACAUGUCGCAUACGCCAUUGCAAAGAUCAAAGAGAUCGAUGUGGAGGAGGUUUGUGAUGCUGCCUGGAGAAAUUCGAUCAAGAUGUUUGGAUUGGGCGAGACGGCGUAA
Molecule: messenger RNA, 942 nt
Organism: Exserohilum turcica Et28A
Lineage: Eukaryota; Fungi; Ascomycota; Dothideomycetes; Pleosporales; Pleosporaceae
Exons: 4
Coding region: 1-942 (313 amino acids)
Cellular component (GO): cytosol
Molecular function (GO): 3'-5'-DNA exonuclease activity
Source: RefSeq, a predicted model, not a curated record